Molecule: messenger RNA, 2376 nt
Organism: Symbiodinium sp. CCMP2456
Lineage: Eukaryota; Dinophyceae; Suessiales; Symbiodiniaceae
Source: the annotation of a GenBank genome assembly
AUGAACGCCGAACUUCGAGGCCAGGCCACCGUGGAGAUCUCCGGCGCAGCGCUGCUCCAGAGGGAGCAACACGAGCAGUUUCUGCAGCCUGCCGUGCGGAGUCCGGAGCACCGCCACUGCACCGUCUACGAGCAGUGGCGCAAGAGCUGGCUUGGGAGCCAUGUGGAGAUGCCUCUCGGCUCGACGCCCUACGGAGCCAACGUGGGCACCUGGGAGGCGUGCUUGGACCUCUGCCGGGACACCACGGGCUGCGAGCAAGUGGUCUACCGGGAUGGGUCCUGCUACGGCAUGAGUGAGUCGUCCGACGAGGACCAGGAUGGGCUGGGCGGCAGCAACGAGCACUACACCUCCGCCCACUGCACCUCUGCGAACACCAUCGAGAUGUGCGCGGCUGCAGCCUUGAACCUGUACACGGACGUGGAAAUCCAGGGCUUCGCCUUGCCGAAGGCGCUGGAGGUGUCCCUGGACUCCACGUGGCUGGAGGAUGCCCUGGAAGACGCCAUUCUGAAGGGGGCACAAGCCAUGGUCGACAAGAUGAUUGGCGCCGCCGGCUUGCAGGCCCUGAUUCCUGAUCUUAGCCUCGACUUCUCGACGCCCUCCAUGGUGCUGCUGGCACCCAAGAAGCUCAGCAGCGUGUACAAGAAGUGGCGCAUGCGCUGGCUUGGCAGUGAUGUGGAAAUGCCGCUGGGCUCCACGCCCUACGGAGCCAAUGUAGGUUUGGGUCUUUGCCAGGCAACAGAGGGCUGCCGACAGGCGGGCUGGGGCUGGGUGGAGGUGGUCUAUGCCGCAGGGCACUGCUACGGCAUGAGCGUGGCGUCCAACGAAGACCAGGACGGCUUAGGCGGCCACAACGACCUUUUCACCUCCGCCCACUGCAUCGGUGCCGAGCGACAUUGCGACAUCUUCCUGAACUGGCGUAUGGUCAUGGUCCCGGGCUCCGGCAUCAGUGUCCUGGCGUUUUUGCUUUUCGUGUGGUUUAUGGGAGAUCGGUUUUUGGACCUGGGCCCGUGGCGCCUGGCGGCUUGGGACGACAACCAUCUCUCCAUUGCCGACAAGACGGGUCAGGCUGCCAUCGUCUUUCGCAACGAUGGGGUGGUGCCGCUUAGCUGCGAGCGGAAUCCCAAGCUCCAGCAGCGGACGGAUCUUUUGGCCUUCAGCCGCCCUGUCGCCCCGCCGAAAGGCAUCAAGUUCGGCUUCCAGUUCAUCCAGAUCGGAGAAUUCCGGCUGGGCGCAGUGAACGACAACCACUUCUCCAUCCAGCACUCCGGUGGAACCACCGUGCAGGCCUUCGGCUCAGAUGGCACCGUCUACUCGGGGCCCCUUGAGGACUUUGGGACGUUCGACCGCCCGGUCAUGUCGGCCGAGGGUGUCAACUUCGGCGACGGCUUUCUCCAGAUCGGCCGCUUCCGCCUGGUUGUGAUGGGCUCUGAUUUGGUCCUCUCUCACGGCACUGGCAGCACCAACCAGGUGUGGAAGUCCGAUGGCACUGCGCAGCCCGCCUCAGGAAGCCCUCAUGUGCUAGGCGCCCUGCAGCCUGCGCCGUGGACCUGCAAAGAUCUGCAGGAGCUCGCUUACGGCGCCUGUGGUGCCUUCGGCGCCUUUGGCGACCGCUUUGUGGAGCUCGGGAAUUGGCGCUUGGCGGCUAUUGACGCGACGCACUUGAGCAUCUCUCACAAGGGCGGACAAACGCCACAGAUCUACCGCGCCGAUGGCGUGAUGAUCCCGGGGCGGCACGACUACAGCGCCUGGCAUCGACCGAAAGGCUUCCCCUCCGGCAUCGUCUUCGGCAGCCGCUUCAUUCAGAUUGGAAACUUCCGGCUCGGGGACGCGGACGGACACCACUUUACCAUCUCCCACGAGAAUGGAAUCACCAUCCAAAUCUUCCGCAGCGACGGCACACUGCACCCUGGCCCUCGGCACGAGCUGAAUCUCUGGUCGCGCACAGCAGGUCCGCCUCAGGGCAUCACUUUCGGCGAUCGUUUCCUGGAAAUUGGUUUGUGGCGCUUUGCAGAUGUGGACGGCGAGCAUUUCGCGCUGACGCAGGCGGGAGGGCAGACGGCACAAAUCUUCCGCAGCGACAAUCAGCUGUUCCCGGGACCGAACGCCCACUGGACCGGCGUGUUCGACAGGUAUCCCGAGUACCACUGCGGCUCCAUCCACUCCGUUUUUGGAUCCUGCACCGGGCUUGUCACCGGUGAUCGGUUCAUCCAGUUGGGAGAUUGGCGCCUUGCCGACAUCGACGGAAACCACUUCUCCCUGUCCUGCAAGACGGGGCAGACUUCCCAGGUAUUUCACCGCGAUGGCACCGUGCUACUUGGCAAGAGGCUGAGGGUUUACUUUCAGACGCAGAAUCCGACGGCCAGCCACAACACCUGA